Ananas comosus (pineapple) is the source of this 1096-nucleotide messenger RNA. RefSeq names its product sphinganine C4-monooxygenase 1-like. Bases 1 to 897 code for a protein of 298 amino acids. NCBI's taxonomy places the organism in Eukaryota, Viridiplantae, Streptophyta, Magnoliopsida, Poales, Bromeliaceae. Gene Ontology annotation, molecular function: iron ion binding; oxidoreductase activity. The record is from RefSeq and is a predicted model, not a curated record. The transcript is spliced from 4 exons. Gene Ontology annotation, biological process: lipid biosynthetic process.
AUGGUCAUCACAUAUAAAGAAAGCGAUAAGAAAAAAUUCUUUGGACGAUGGUGCCUGGUUCAAACCUGUGAUUUUGGUAGUGAAAAUGGAAAAUUAGAAGGAGGCGGUGAUUCUGAAUGUGCCCUAAUUUUCAGUGAAAGGGACCGGGAAAAUAUAGAACGGUUGGAAAUUACAGGUGUUGGUGAUCCAACCGGUCGUGGACUAGGAUUUAGCUAUGUCCGUGUUACUCCUAAAGCACCUAUUUCGAAUUCGACUGCUAAAAAGAAGUCAGCUGCUGCACGAGGGGGGUCAACAGUGACUGGCACUGAUGCUGAUCUACGCAGAUUGAGCAUGGAUGCAGCACGCGAGAUAAGCAGAUCGGACGAUAACACGACGAGCCCAAAUGUACACACUCCACCGCUCGUCAUUGUGCGGCAGUUCUUCGUCGGUAUGUUCGUGAUUGACACCUGGCAGUACUUCUGGCACAGAUACAUGCACGUGAACAAGUUCUUGUACCGCCAUAUCCACUCUUGGCACCACCGCCUCAUUGUGCCCUACGCCUUCGGUAGCCAAUACAACCACCCUCUCGAAGGCCUCAUACUGGACACCCUCGGCGGAGCCUUGGCUUACCUCCUCUCGGGGAUGUCCGCAAGAACGUCCAUCUUCUUCUUCUCCUUCUCCACCAUCAAAGGCAUUGACGACCACUGCGGGCUGUGGCUUCCUGGGAACAUCUUUCACAUGUUCUUCUGGAACAACACCGCGUACCACGAUAUCCACCACCAGUUAUUCGGUACUAAGUAUAAUUUCUCGCAGCCGUUCUUCAUUACCUGGGAUAAGAUAUUCAGGACUCACAUGCCCUACACGCUUGAAAAGAGGCCAGAUGGGGGUUUGGAGGCGAGACCAAUUUCGAAACGCUAGCAGUGAUACAGAUCAAUAAGUGAUAAUCAAAUUCAAUAAAUCUAUCUGUCGAUUGUAAGCUAUAAUAUGUUGAUAAAACUGCAUGUUGUCAUAGUUAUAUCAGAAACUGAUCGUAGUCCUUUGGCUUGAUCCCAAAUGUAAGGAGCACAUGCAUCUACGGCCAAUCAAACAAUCUUUUUCACGUAACUUUUGAAGCCUU